CUUCCUCAUCUCUCCCCCUCUCUGUGCGAAAGUAGAACCUACCAACGAUCUCGCGGUCCUCCGCCUCGACCCCCCCUCCGUGUCCGUACAACCUCUUCCGGCGGCCCAAAACCUACAAACCGCUCCUUUACUUGCUCUGUCGACUGCGGCUCUUCUACUCUCCAGUUAUCUGGCAAUGGACGCCAAGGCUUUAGCAAAAUCGAAGAGGGCACACUCCGAGCACCAUAGCAAGAAGUACCAUCCAAAGCCGAAAGCAAAAUCCUCAGCCGUUGGGGGCGGCAAGGGAAAUGAGGCUGGAACCGCAAGGAAUCCGCUGGGAAAGGAAGUUCAAGAGAAAACUCACCCUACUAAGGGUGCGUCUGCCCUCCCAUCAAAUUGGGAUCGUUACGAGGAAGAGUUAGAUUUAGGUUCAGAAGAUCCAGUUCCAGCAGCUGAUGGUUCGAAUCGAGCCUCUGAUGUAGUUGUUCCAAAGAGUAAGGGUGCAGACUUUUGUCAUCUGAUAGAUGAGGCGCGGUCUCAGUCUCAGUCAAUCGUGUAUUUGGAUACAUUUCCUGGUUUGGAGAAUGAUCUGCUCGGGGAAUGGAAUAAGGGGAUAGAAACUAUGCUUUCGGUCAGGGGGGAGAGCGUUCUAUCACGGAUUGGAGAUGAUAAUUUUGUUGUGGAGGAUAAGAAUGCUGCUGCACCUCAUGAGGUGUCAUUUCUCUCCUUGAAUUUGCAUUCUCUUGCAGAGCAAUUGGAAAAGAUUGACUUACCGCAGAGGCUUUUCAUUGAAGCGGAUCUAUUGCCACCGGAGCUGUAUGCGGAGCAAACAACAUGUGAUGAGGAAGUAGCCCGAAGAUUGCCUGAAGAAUCACCCUGCAGUGAUUUUUCGGAGGAGGUUCAGGUUCCUGACCAUGAUAUUGAGAUUAUGGUAUCUGAUUCUCCUACUGAUCCUAAACUUGGCAAUUCGGAGUAUGAACACAAAUUACCAGAGUCAGAAACACAAGCCAGCGUAAAAUCAUUUGAGCCAUCAACUGCAGAGGCGGACGGAACUGGAACUGGAUCUGCUUCUUGAUUCAUUUGGUGAGACCAAGAUAAAUGAUUCAACUGCUUUCAAGCCUCGUAAUACUUUUUCUGUACAAGUAGAUGCUUCCCUGAUGCCGAUUCAACCUCAAAGAAAAGUCCCGGAUUCAUCUGCUACCAUUGAUGAUGAGCUUGAUGAGUUGAUAAAUGAAACAUCGAUACUGAUUAACCAAGGCGGUCUGUCUCAACCUCAAGAACAAAGGGCUGUCCAUGAUUUUCAAUCAUCGUCUAUUUCCGGAACAAAGUCUAAAGAAGUGGAUGAUUUUGAUUCUUGGUUGGAUACAAUUUGAUUUCUUUUCGCCUAGAAAUACACAGUAUGUAACCUUAUACAUUGUUGUUCCAAUCGUUUUACAUUUACCUUCUGUUUCAAAACUCCUGUUUUGUUUCACUUUUUCAAUUUAUAGGUAUCGGUUCGGUUACCAUACCAUAUGAACUUUCAAAA
Molecule: messenger RNA, 1504 nt
Organism: Pyrus x bretschneideri (Chinese white pear)
Lineage: Eukaryota; Viridiplantae; Streptophyta; Magnoliopsida; Rosales; Rosaceae
Product: protein ECERIFERUM 16
Exons: 2
Coding region: 176-1054 (292 amino acids)
Source: RefSeq, a predicted model, not a curated record